GUACAAUUCAGGGACCGAAUUUGCGCCAAGUUUGGUGAAAUUUUGCUUGAAUUUUGGCGAUUUUGUGCCGAAAUUGUGCGACGAACUUCAGGAAAAAGAACACUGUUACGUAGAUAUACCAACAGGUUAUCUCUAAGGACUGUUAGUUGAACGAUUCCUUGGAUCUUACGACUGUUAUCAGACGCCGAAAGUGCUUCGAGUUGGUGGUUUCUCACAGCCAGAGAAUGCAGUCGCUGUCUUUAAGUGUUGACAUUUGUGUCUUUUAAAGUUCAGAGAGACUAUUUACUGUUAUUUGUGUUUUAUAUAUAAUCUGAACUGUUCCGAGAGAAGAUACUGGCAGCGUCAUGACGACGGUAGAGUACGAUUUGGAUACGUCAGGUGGGCUGAUGGACACCAUCCGAGCUUUGGUAGCCCCACCCCAAAGUGACGAGCCACCAAAGAAGCUGAAGAAAACUGAGAGAGAGCCCAGGAGAACUGGUCGAACCCAAAACCACGACAGCUGUGACAGUUGUCGAGAAGGGGGUGAUCUGUUGUGUUGUGAUCGUUGUCCAGCCGCAUUUCAUCUUCAUUGUUGUGAUCCGCCGCUGGAAGAAGAGGAUUUGCCACCAGGGGAGUGGUUAUGUCAUCGCUGUACAGUUUCUCCUGGAGAGGAGCACGAUGAUACGUCUUCCACCACUAGCACAGCUACUAAUAGAUCAUCAAUUCACAGUCUAAGUGACAGGGAAAAACCAAAUAAACCAAUUAUGAGGCUGCACGAACGGUUACUAUUUAGACAGCUGUCAGCCAAUAGAGAACUCUUGAUGGAAGAGGAGGAAGACGAUGACACCUCGGAUAUGGAAGUUGAAUCGCCACAAGUUGAGGAGUCACCGUUACAGAUGUUAGUCAGAGCCGCAUCAGUUGAAAAUCCAAAACAGUUUGUAUUGCCAAAUGAAAUGGUCCUUAGCUAUCCGUUGCCAGGCACAAGUAAAAAGCGGAAAAAGGAGGAAAAUUCUGGUAAAAAUGUCAAGAAACCAAAUGAAUUGGAUAAUAAUGGUCUGGUAUCGUUACCAGCCAAAGUAUGCUUUAUUUGCAGCAGGAGUUGUAGACAUGCUGCGUUAUUGCAGUGUGAUUAUUGUCCGUUACUAUUCCACAUGGAUUGUGUGGAUCCUCCGCUGACAACACUGCCAACUGGGAGAUGGAUGUGUCCUAACCACCCUGAACACAUUAUGCCGGAAUUCAACAGUGGGAGUCUUACAGAACGAUGUAAGGUAUACGAUAGGUUUCAUGGUACCUCCUCACAGCAUGCAAUCAAACUAGCAUUUUUGAAAAAGAUUCACAGGAAAAAUCCGCCAAAUGAAAGGUAUCGACCACCUAGAAGGAAAACCAUACAGGUUCCCCAGGCUAUAAAAUCCCAUUAUCAGUUACCACCUCCACUGCUACCUCCAGCUCCUCGUCAGACAUCAUUCCAGUCCAUUUCAUCGUCAAAAACGCAGGGUUUUCAUUCUUCACCAGAGGAACAAGAAGAGUGGUUAAAAAGUGUUGUGGCAUUACAGUGUAGCAUCGCAAGGUUUCUCACGCAGAAGUCCAAACCGUCGUCGGAUAUUAAACCUAAAAUUGAACAAAACGCAACCAAAUCAGGGAAUAGCACACAAUUGAGGACAAUGACUUCAACAAGCUCACUGUCAAGUUUGAGCUCUUCAUCUAGUAGUGUAAAUAUUAACGGAACUCUUGAAGAAGACCAAAUAAACAAUAACAAAACAUUAGUCAACAAAUCCAACCUUACUAACGGACCUUUACAUAAUGGACCUUCUGGAAUUAAUGGCAGUGCUACAAUCGUUAAUGGAGCCGAUGAACUGGACUCAGGGGUGGAUAUCAAAUCUAAAACAUAUCUGAAUCAUGCUGCGAAUAAUUCCAUUGUUUUUAAUAAACUUUCAAGCGGGGCAACUUGUACGAAACCUGUUGCAAGUAACAAGCCCAAUGGGCAAGUUCGGACAGCUGUUGCUGGCGUGCCAGCGAUGUCAACACAGAGUACUAAAAGUUUUACAAGUCUUGUGAAUAAAUCAACUGCUAAUGUGACAGUACUGCCAUCUCCAAAAAUGCCAAUACCAGCAGCUGCCAAGACUGCAACGUCUGCGACUGCGACUACAUCAGGUCUGAAAGCAACAACUAGUGAUUGCUCACCAAACAAGGUCAUAUCUACACCAAUGACAGGUAAGACCAGUCCACUAGGUGGGGCAUCGUUGAAUUCUCUCUCCAAUAAACUAAACACUGCCAACUUGAGUACAUCACCUGCAAUUGUUAAUCUAAAUAAUACUUUACAAGCUGGAAUAGACGGCGUACCAGAUGUAGAAUUAACCAAGUUGGAUGAACGGUUAAUACAAAUACUAGCAUAUCAAAGACUACAGCAGCUACUACCCCAUAAGCAGCCAAGCACUCCAAUAAAGAAAGCAACCACUAGCAAUGUAACAAGUCCAAGUUCACAGCCAGCUCCUCAACUACAUGCUAGAGCCAUGUUGUGUCCACUAACUGGUAAAGGUGCUCCAGUUUCCAUGUGUUAUAGGACUUUACAUAUAGGCACAGGUAAGACGACGAAGCACUAUGAGUUAUUGAACUACAGCGAGCAUGGCACAACAGUAGAUAACGUGCUAUAUUCUUGUGACUUUUCUGAUAAAAUGACAUCAACGCCACCAUGUAAUAACGUUGUUAGCAAAGUUCGCAGCAUCAUAAACAAAUAUAAGGAGAAACGAGAUAAAGAAACUACAAUGAGAGCCACAAUGACGGACUCUGCAUAUCCUGCCAAGAAACUUUGUAACUGUAAAGCAAGUAGUUCGAGUCUGAUCGGGGGUAACGGCGCCGGGUGGGAAGGUACAGCGUUAUUACAUCAUGGUAGCUACAUCAAAGUUGGUUGCUUACAGUUUGUGUUCAGUAUAACUGAGUAUGCCACUAAACAGGUAUUUCAGGAAAAGAAACCAGUUUUGAAAACGCAGUUGUUGCGAUCCCACUCUAUAGUCUAGCAGCCGAUAGAACUCGUUUUAAAAACACAUAGUUGUAAUGUGAACUUGACUAUCUUGUGAAGGUUUGGAUAACCCACGCCUGUGCCGCAACUUAGGCAACUGAAAUUGUGCCAUGUUCACUUUUAUAUAUUUGUUCAAGACAAAUAAAAAAGUGAGAGCAUAUUCCCUUCAA
Messenger RNA from Saccoglossus kowalevskii, 3165 nucleotides. RefSeq names its product PHD finger protein 12-like. The record is from RefSeq and is a predicted model, not a curated record. Gene Ontology annotation, cellular component: nucleus; Sin3-type complex. Gene Ontology annotation, biological process: negative regulation of transcription by RNA polymerase II. Lineage: Eukaryota; Metazoa; Hemichordata; Enteropneusta; Harrimaniidae. Gene Ontology annotation, molecular function: transcription corepressor activity; protein binding.